UGGAGUGUUGCUGUUCAACUAUCUUCAACUAUUCCCGUUACGGCCGGUAUGUACUUCCAAAAAAAAAAGGUAAAUAUAAAAAUGUAGAGGCAACCGAUAAAAAUGCUUAUUCGGCACAUCCAUUCUAUCACUCUUCCGUGCCACGCACAGGUCGGAAGUCUCCAACAGCUCAAUACAUUUGAUGUUCCGCCCUGAUUUUACUUUCAUUGUUGAUUUGUUUAUCUUUCAUGGAAGAUUCUUUGUCCAUAAAAUGAAGUGGGCAGAGAACAAACCCCAUUUUCACAUUAUUUAAGAUAUAAUUAAAAUAUUAUUUUGAAAUGAUCAGUAAAUGUAAAAACGAAAAAGCAAUACGCACCAAAAGUAUUUAACUAAUUGAAAAUUAAUCUUGAUAUGUAAUACCCCUGUCUGUUAGGUUUAUGUACUCUUGUUUGUAUAUGUCUGUUUUUUUGUAUUUGUUGCGUUCAUAAUAACAUAAAUAAAUAAUAAUAAUUCAAAUAAAACGUUAGAUGUUCCGAAAAGGCAUUUUUUUCAGUUGCUUGCACAUUUUUAUUUUGACAUACCGGACGUAACGAGAGUAAAUGAAGAUAAUUGCUCAGCGAAACGCCAUAUUUGGUGAGUCAAGGUAGGGUUUUCACUAACAAUGAAUUCAUGAGAAGGUCCGCCCCCAUUCAUUUUCAACGAGGGCACGCAGAGAAAUGUGCGGGGAGAGGUGAGCGGCGAGAACCCUGCUAUCCGAGCGGUAAAAAAAGUUGACCUCGGCUCUACUUUAUGCAAAUGUUAAGCGAAGUGUUGGAGCGAAGCACAGUCAAGAGGAGGCGCCGCUUCUGAUUUUGUCCCAGGACAGGGCAGCCAGGGGUCGUGCAUCGUGGAGCCCUUUAAAUGAUGACGUAUUAAUGCAGAAUCGCGAAUCCAUCGUCCUGCUGUGGAAUAGCGGAACCACUAUCAGUACUUUCAUAAAAGUACUCUAAAAUUAGCCCUGUUUUUAUAAUUUAUCUCAAUUCUACAAGAGGAGGUUUAUGUUACCCGCAUUUGUCAGCAUUCAACGGGACAAUUUCACAACCUCCCAACUAGCUUCAGCCAUGAGGACCCUUGUCGUUGGAAUUGGAGGGUAAGUGUUAAUGAUGCACAGCCAACAACCAUUGUUUGCAUGCCCUGCCGAAGGACCCUAUCAUCAUGCGGGAUAUGUGGUUGGAGUUCGUUGGUCCCAAGUGGUGACAAAGUGCACAGUUGGGUGCCAGACUGAUCCCCUGGUCAUUAACGGAUGCUGGGACCUACCAGAAGGAGCAAAGCUUGUCAGCAAGAUCUUGGAAUAAAAGUGUGUCAUGCGACACAAGUAGGCUGAAUCACAUCCGGCUAUGAUUGGGAGUCCCAUAGGGCGGUGCACAAUUGGCCCAGUGUCAUCUGGGUUUGACCGGGAUAGGGUGUUCAUUUAUCUUUGAUGAGAGGCCAGGAGCUGAUCUACGUUGCUAUGCCCAUCAAUGCGGCUCUGGAAAAGAGCUCAACUCCAGCCUCGCCUCUUGCCUGCUCACCAAUGGUCAUCGAUGGGGAGGUCAGAAUUAGGAUGACCAAUGGGGGGAAGUCGACCAUGUCCAGUAGUCUGCACCUGCGGAUCCCCAACAGCUGCAUCAUAGCACAGGAUGCUUUCUUCAAGGAUGACUCUGUGAUAGCUGUGGACAGCAAUGGGUUCAAGCAGUAUGAUGUGCUUGAUGCGCUCCACAUGGACAGAAUGAUGAGCAAGAUUGAAUCAUGGCGGAAGGACCCCGGUUCAUUCCUAGCAUCUCAAAGUCUGAGAACACAAUGCUCUGUAGGAGAGGAGGUGUUUGUGCUCAUCGUCGAGGGCUUCUUGAUCUUCAACUACGGGCCCUUGAACGAAUUAAUGGACAAGAGAUACUUCCUUGAAAUUCCUUAUGACGUCUGCAAAGAGAGGAGAGGCUCGAGGGUGUAUACACCCCCUGACCUGCCAGGGUACUUUGACGGAUAUGUGUGGCCAAGGUACCUGAAAAACCGGCAAGAGAUGGAAGACAUGGUAUCGGAUAUUGUCUUUUUGGAUGGAUUGAAGUCAAAGGAGGACUUGCUGGAUUAUGUCUAUGGGGAUGUAACCAUGGAAAUACAGAGUCUCAUGGGGAAAGACUAAGCAGUUUGAUUUCUCAAACGGUUGCUGGAAUCUGGAAGAGUAAAAGAGACAAUGUGUUCAGAAACAGAUGUGUUGAAACUUAGACUAAUGUUUACAGCCACAGGAGAAAGACAGGACACACACACACACACACACAGUGCAGAACAAACUUUCAUGUUAAAUCCAUGUUACUUUUACUCCAGUGAGGUAAAUCUUGUUUACAUAGUUUUUUAACUAAGAAAGUAUUUUUGCAAUCUACAGUACAUUUGUUUUGUUCAAUCUAUAAUGGUUAUGUACAUAGUUAAGGAGUGCAAAGUAUAUAAGCAGUGCAGACUCUUGACUAAAGUUAAUAUGGGAGGCAGGUAGCCUAGUGGUUAGAGCGUUGGACUAGUAACCGAGAGGUUGCAAGAUCGAAUUCCUGAGCUGACAAGGUAAAAAAAUUAUUUAGUUCUGCCACUGAUAAAGUCAAUUAACCCACUGUUCCUAGGCCUUCAUUGAAAAUAAGAAUUAGUUCUUAAAUGACUUGCCUAGUCAAAUAAAAGUUAAAAUAUAUAUAUAUAUCUAUAUAUCUAUAUAUAUACUGUAUAUUUCUCUGUUAUACUGCAGUGUUACAAAAAUAUUAUGGGCACUAUGAAAUUCCUGAGUUCCUGAGUAGUACCAUGGCAGGAAAUUAAUUGAUUAAAAGGUUGCUGAUGUGUGGUUUGGCUCUUUAGCAUGCCAAUGAAAUAGUAGCUCACUAUUGCAUUGUUAAACUGUACAAUGUACCAGACAUGGGUAUAAAUAAUAUGCCAUUUCACAAAUGCUUUAACCCAAGCGACUUAGUCAUGCAUAGAUGUUUUUGUAUGGGUGGUCCCAGGAAUCAAACCCAUUAUCCUGCCGUUGCAAGCGCCAUGCUCUACCAAUUGAGCCACAGAGGACCACCAUACA
Messenger RNA from Oncorhynchus tshawytscha (Chinook salmon), 3040 nucleotides. RefSeq names its product nicotinamide riboside kinase 1 (gene nmrk1). Gene Ontology annotation, cellular component: cytoplasm. The transcript has 13 exons. The coding region runs from base 1439 to 2134 and encodes 231 amino acids. The record is from RefSeq and is a predicted model, not a curated record. Lineage: Eukaryota; Metazoa; Chordata; Actinopteri; Salmoniformes; Salmonidae.